AUGUUUGGUGAAUGGAAAAACAAAUCUGAUCAAUCUGUGAAGGAUAAAAAUCAAUGGAAAAUAGAUAAUAUGUUUCGUCCUGAUAGUGAAAAAUAUUCAACAGGCAACAAACGACAACAACAACUUACCAACAGUAUUAUUCAAAAUCUCAUAAUAAGUAUGGGUCUUCCAAUGUCCAUCGUCGACCAUGUGUCUUUCAAGAAAUUUAUGAAUGAUGUUGAUCCAAAAUAUAAAUGUAUUAACCACCGUAAUCUUACUCGUUCUUAUUUACCAAUUUUACAGAAAAAAUGUGUAGUAAAAUUACAAGAGAUUUGUGCUCAAUCAAGCUAUGCAAGUUUAACAUUGGAUGUGUGGUCUGAUCGUCGCAUGCGGUCUUAUUUUGGUAUAAUAUUGCAUGUUAUUAUUAAUGAUGAAUAUCGAUCAUUUUUACUUUCAUUUGAACAACUUGAAGGAAAUCAUGCAGGUGAUAAACUUGCAGCUGAAUUCGAUCGUGUAAUACAACUUUAUAAUUUGAAUAAUAAAAUCGUUCGUUUGAUUACCGGCAAUACCAAUAAUAAUCUAGCUGCAUUCGAUAAUAUUGUCUUACCUGGUUUUGAAGAUGAUUUCGAUGUUACAACAGGCGAUCAAUCGGAAUCUGAUUCCAAUGAUGAACUAUCUGAUGAAAAUGCAGGUGGUAAUGCACAACAAUUACAUGCAUGUGAAGUUGAUGAUUCUGUUUAUCAAGCAACAUUAAAGCCAACAACCGAAGAAGAAUUUUUACGAUUACCAUGUUUUUGUCAUUCUCUUCAGCUGGUGGUAAAUGAUGGAAUAAAAUCAAGUGGUCAAGCAUUAUCAUGUCUCAAGAAGGUGGCUAGUUUAGCUAAAUUUGCUCAUACGAGCACUUUAUUUGCUGAAAGAUUAGAAAAAAAAAAUGAUCUUAUACUUAAUAGCAGAGACAGAAAUAUUUUAGAAGAAUUUGUGUCCUUAUUUGAACUAUUUAAUGAAGCUACUGUAUUAAUACGAGGUGAAUCUUAUGCAACUGUUAGUCUUGUUGCGCCUAUUGUUCUUGGAAUACUUUUCGAUCUUGAACAUGAACUUAAUUCUUCUACUUUAAUUCUUGUUUCUUUAUGUAAAACUCUUAUUUCAUCACUUAAAGCUAGAUUCAGUGGACUUCUUCGUCAGUUUGAAAUUGAUGUACCUAAUAGUUCUUAUUGUACGUCAGAACGUUUUUCUGAUGCGAUUUUUAUUAUCUCUUCACUUCUUGAUCCACGUUUUAAACUACUGUGGCUUGAUAAUCUUGAUACAGUUGUAAAAGUGCGUGUACUUGAAAAAAUUCGUAUCGCAUUUGUUCGCUUUUUCUCCAAAUUAACCUUUUAUACGGCACAUAAUGCAGGAGCCGAUACGUCGAACGCAACUGAAUCAACUGAUGUUUUUGUUGGAACAAAAGACAAUGAUUCUUCUACUAAAAGAAUUACUUCCGACGAUAAAUUAAAAAUUCUGAUGGAGUUGGACGCUUAUUUAUGUGAAGAAAGUCGCGAAGAAGAUUUACUUUUUUCAAAGAAACAUAUCUAUCCAAGAUUAUAUCAACUUGCUCUAAAGUAUCUAACGGUGCCUGCGACAUCGGCUCCUAUUAGACGUGUAUUCUCGCAAAGUGGUUUUCUGAUGAGACCACAUCGAGCAUCAUUAACGGAAAAGAAUGUAUGUGUACUAUCUUUUCUAAAAUGUAACAAAGUUUUGCUUUGA
Rotaria socialis is the source of this 1722-nucleotide messenger RNA. The record is from the annotation of a GenBank genome assembly. NCBI's taxonomy places the organism in Eukaryota, Metazoa, Rotifera, Eurotatoria, Philodinida, Philodinidae.